Molecule: messenger RNA, 983 nt
Organism: Trachymyrmex cornetzi
Lineage: Eukaryota; Metazoa; Arthropoda; Insecta; Hymenoptera; Formicidae
Exons: 5
Source: RefSeq, a predicted model, not a curated record
CAAGAUGGAUAUCUAUCCUUACUUCUUCUUUUUAUAUAAAUGGAACAUUGUUGACACCUAUUCCUCACACACCGGACACAGGUCUUUCAAUAAUCAACCUUCAGUGCCGGUAGAAAAAAGUGACAAUAGAGAAGUGACAACAGUGAAAGGUCUAAAGAUAACCGUCGACGAAUUCAUAAAUCGCACUAAGUUGAUCGUAGCGCACAUAAAGAAAUUUCAAAAAGAUGCACAGGAUGCUGUUCCUAAUUUCCCUCAAAAUGUUGAAAAAGCCAACUUCGACACAUACCUUUUGUUUAAAUUCGUAAUGAUGAUACAUCAAUGGACCUCCGAUGUAAUAGUCCUAAAUACUGUCGGCAAAUCAUAUUACGAGGAGAUCUUAAAGCUUCCAAAAAGAUGUGUACCCCAUCAGGUACAGACUAACUACACACUGCAAGAUCGUAUAGUAAUGUCCUCUGAUAUCAUAAGCACCAUUGAAGCGAUCCAAAAUCGAUCUCAUACGAAAUCAAAGGAAUUAUCGGAGAAAAAGGGCUACGACACAAUGAAACGUAAUUCGAGAAAGGCCGAACUGCUUAUAAAACUUAUUAAAUCAAUCGUAUUUGAAUUAAACGAGAAUCUAAAAUCUAAGGAAACUAUAAUAUCGUCACGUCUCAAUAAGGACAUAUUGAUGCUUCAAUUGUUCGCAUAUAAAUGGGUCCUUAAUAUACGUUAUCCGAAUAUCCGCAAAAAAUCUGUCAAUAAGAAAUCCCAGCCUCCACUGAAAGAUGAGUCUUCAUUGCCCAUGGAUAAAAAUGAUAACGGACCGACAGAUCAGGAGAAAAACGCCGCAGAUAUCUUGAAGCGCGAGAGUAGAUCGUCGACGACCGAGGGCAUCGAUGCUUCUACUAAAACGGAGUGCGAAUUCAAACAAAUCAUACAUCACACAUUAGAAAUGAAGCUAUUCACUUUCGCAAUGAUAUCACAUGAGUGGUUUACUUAUGAGGACA